Mercurialis annua (annual mercury) is the source of this 441-nucleotide messenger RNA. RefSeq names its product 6,7-dimethyl-8-ribityllumazine synthase, chloroplastic-like. Gene Ontology annotation, cellular component: riboflavin synthase complex; intracellular anatomical structure. The record is from RefSeq and is a predicted model, not a curated record. Bases 1 to 441 code for a protein of 146 amino acids. NCBI's taxonomy places the organism in Eukaryota, Viridiplantae, Streptophyta, Magnoliopsida, Malpighiales, Euphorbiaceae. The transcript has 7 exons. Gene Ontology annotation, biological process: riboflavin biosynthetic process. Gene Ontology annotation, molecular function: 6,7-dimethyl-8-ribityllumazine synthase activity.
AUGGACUUAGAUGUGUUCUUACUUGCUAGUUUAUGUUCAGAAAGCAAGAUUACAGUAUUUGGUAGACUUGCAAUUGAGACGAGGAAAGAGCGUUCAACGGCGGCUGUUAAGCAUUUGAUUGGAUCUCUCACCAAAACGAUAAAUUUUAAGCAAAAGGCACUGGUUAUAGUCCGCUUUAACGAACUUGUGAUGAAGAAGCUUUUGGAGGGAGCUUUGGAAACUUUCCAGAGAUACUCGGUGAAAGAAGAAGAUAUUGAUUUAAAACUGAUGCUGUUUCUUGGUGAUGCUGUAGGAGUUCCAUGCAUAUUUGGCAUUCUAACAUGUGAUGACAUGGACCAGGCUUUAAAUCGAGCUGGGGGAAAAGCUGGGAACAAGGGCGCUGAGGCUGCUCUGACUGCUAUUGAGAUGACAUCCCUUUUUGAGCACCGUUUGAAGCAGUGA